GCUGCUGCUGCUGAUGAGGAUGAUGAGUGUGAGCAUGUGGCGGGGAAACACUGGAGCUGCAGCCUCGUAACGAGCUGCUGGAGCUCAGUCCGUGGGAGGGGUCAUGCAGACCUUCCUCUCUAAUUGACCACAGGGAGCAGAAGCGGCAGCAGCAGCAGGCGGGGGAUGCGACGUCGAGCCACAGCCGCGGACACAGAAGUGGACGCAUGUGGGGUUUCGACUCGUCUUUGGGGGUGAAACCCAGUCCGUGUUCAGAUGGCCGAUGUGGAACUGUUUAACUUUGAUCAGUCCGACGCCUCCCGGAUUGUGGCGGAGAUCAGCGGCGGAGGAAAGUGGCUUCAUCCCCGCGGAGGAGGAGGAGGAGAAGAGCGUUCAGCACCAUGGACAGCGCAGCGGAGCGCGGCGCGGAUGCAGGAGGAAACAGAAACAUGUUUCACCCGCUGCAGAGAUGAUGAGGAUGAGGAUGAAGAUGAUGAUGAUGAUGAUGAUGUGCAGCUCUUAGAGACAAAUCCCCAAACCUGCACACCUAGUCAGAGCUCCCAAAGUGAGGACGAGGAGGAAGAAGAGGAGGAGGAGGUGGUAAUGGAGGAAGAGGAGGAGAUCCCGGAACUUUUUUUGCUCUCCGAUGAAGACUUGUCCUCUGACGGCUCCGAGAAGUCUGCGGAUUACGGCUUCAUCAUCGCGGUGAGCUGCCUGGUCACCGGCAUCUCUCUGGUGGCCAUCUCCUACACGGUGCCCAGGGACGUGCGCGUGGACCCGGACAGCGUCUCCGCGCGGGAGAUGGAGCGCCUGGAGCGGGAGAAAGCCCGAGUCGGCGCCCACCUGGACCGCUGUGUCAUCGCGGGACUGUGCCUGCUCACGCUGGGCGGCGUGCUGCUCUCCACGCUGCUCAUGGUCUCCAUGUGGCAGGGCGAGAUGAUGAGGAGGAAGGCGUUCGCUUACUCCAAACAUGCGGCCAACAAGUUGUACGGCUCCAUCAACCUGAGAGCGGCGUCCAGUCCGAGUCGGGAAUCCUGUUCACAUCUGUCAGCGACGGAGGAGGAUUUGGAGGUUGUCAGCUGAGUUUAUGGACAGAGUGAGACUCUGAAGUGUCCCCACUAAUCCCUGCCAGUGUCCUCCUACAACUGAGGAUCUUUAAAGUCUGAGGAAACAUUUUCUCUUUUAAAGGAUAAAUUCACCUUUUUUUUCCAAGCCUGUCACAUUUAUUUUACCAUUCCAAUUUCAUUUCAGUUGAAUUAUAUACUGUAUAUGCUCAGUCUUUUCCUGGUUGGAUAUGUGUCAGAAGAAGUUAUCAAGAGGAUUUAGUGACUGUGACUAUGGGCAGAGGGACACUGCAGUCCUCUGCUAAUGUUUCAAUAUUAAGGACUAAAACAACUUACUAAAAACCUACGUAAUCAAUGUUUUCAUUCAAUAACUGCUAACGUUACCUUUAAUAGUCCAAGUUUCUCCUUAAGGACAGCUGUCUUAUAUUUUUUAGUGGUAAAUUGUAAGAGACUUACAGGUGUACGGACGUACAGGCAAUUCAGAUGAGUUCAAAUCAGCUCAGUUUAUUUCAGUUAUACAUUCAAGUCAGUUGAAAUGAUUGAUCCAUUAUGAAAAAAAUGAAUUAAUGAUUAAUUUCUGACUUCUCAGUGAGCCGACUCACUUACUCUGUUAGGUUAAUGUAUUUUCUACAAAUUAAAUCUCGACUAAACACAGGCUUGUCAACUGAAAACCUGGUGAAUCUGUUGCUAGAAGUAUGUAAAAGGUGACUAAUCUGUAGAAGAAUCUAAAAUAUAAAACAUAUUCUGGUUUGUUUGAAACUUUUUUCCACAGUUUUUAUAUUUUCAGUCUUAAUCUACAAUGUAGAAAGUCAUAAAAAGCAAAGAAAAAAACACUGAAUGACAACGUUUUACUGUGCAGGUGCACAGUUUGUGUCGUUGGAUGCCACAAUAGCAUUAUUGUCAUUUUUGCUUAAAACCGCUGCUUCAAAAACACGAUUCUUAAUGUCCAAGUGUCAAAAUCACAGCGCAGUUUAUUCCUGCAGCACCAGCAUCUUCAUCUCUAAAAUAAUCUCAAUUCAAAUGAAUGAAGAAGCUGUUGGUUUGUUUGUUUUGUUGUUUUCCCGCAGGCUUAAAGAUGAUCUAAAUUAAGCCAUGAUCAAAUAUUCUGAAAUCAUCCACAAGUUACAGAGUCUUUAAAGAAAACAAUGACCAGGGAAACAAAGACACACAACAACAGCAACAGUGGACAACACCCACUUCAUGAUUAUGACUCAGACUGCAGGAAGCCUUGUUUUAACUUUAGAUAAAUACUGUGUCAAAAUGAAUGCUUUAAAAUGAGUGGAUUUUUGUCCGUUUAGAAUCAGAUGAAACUGCAGAGAAUAUUGACUGGUUAUUGUUACAUUCACAUUGUUAAUAAACAAUUUCAAUUUGACAAUAAGGCCUUCAGUGUGGUACAGUGCAAACAAACGAUGGACAUUAUGUCACUCAUGACACCGUGUAGACAAUCGACUUGGGAAUUAAAGACUAAACUAGACAAGUCUAAAAUAAAAAUAAAAUUGAAUCAAGGAUUUGGAGAAUAUAUGAGCUUAGUCGGACUGGAGUCGGACUGGAGUCGGACUUGGCGUUUCCUCCUUUCUCCUUUGACCUGGAAGAAGGAGACGAUGUAUAAACUGCAGCGGCGUCUGCAUCGUUCUUUGGACAACACAGCAACCACAGGAGACAUGCUCCGUCUAAUUUGUAUCACGAUUAACAUGAACAGCAAGUAUGAAACACACAG
This is a messenger RNA of Solea solea (common sole), 2760 nucleotides long. RefSeq names its product transmembrane protein 74. The transcript has 2 exons. NCBI's taxonomy places the organism in Eukaryota, Metazoa, Chordata, Actinopteri, Pleuronectiformes, Soleidae. The record is from RefSeq and is a predicted model, not a curated record. Bases 256 to 1062 code for a protein of 268 amino acids.